GCGGACACUAUCAACCUGGGGGCUGGCAGGUGUGGGGACAUCGCCGGAGGAUUGGUUGGGCGCUGCGGCGGAUUCCGACGCUCCACACUAUUGGCCCAAGAGUCAGAGACGUGAACAUUGAUUGGUCGAACGGCCGGAGCCAGACGGACGCUGAUUGGGCGCGUUCGGCCGUCCCCGGAGCGGCCGAGAAGGAAGCCCAGGGCCUUGCUGCCGCCAUGACUGAGGAGUCCGAGGAGACAGUCCUGUACAUCGAGCACCGCUAUGUCUGCUCCGAGUGCAACCAGCUGUAUGGGUCCCUGGAGGAGGUGCUCGUGCACCAGAACUCCCAUGUGCCCCAGCAGCACUUUGAGCUGGUGGGCGUGGCUGACCCCGGAGUCACAGUGGCAGCGGAGGCAGCUUCGGGCACGGGCCUGUACCAGACCCUGGUGCAAGAGAGCCAGUACCAGUGCUUGGAGUGUGGGCAGCUGCUGAUGUCCCCCAGCCAGCUCCUGGAGCACCAGGAGCUGCACCUGAAGAUGAUGGCUCCCCCAGAGGCAGUGCCGGUCGAGCCCCCGCCCAAGGCCCCCACGCUGAGCUCCAGUACCAUCCACUAUGAGUGUGUGGAUUGCAAGGCUCUUUUCGCCAGCCAGGAGCUCUGGCUGAACCACCGGCAGACGCACCUCCGGGGCACUCCCACCAAGCCUCCGGCCCCAGUGGUCCUGGGGUCCCCGGUGGUCCUGGGGCCCCCUGUGGGCCAGGCCCGUGUGGCUGUGGAGCACUCCUACCGCAAGGCAGAGGAGGGUGGGGAAGGGGCAGCUGUCCCUUCUGCUGCCGCUGCCACCACUGAGGUGGUCACUGAGGUGGAGCUCCUCCUCUACAAGUGCUCAGAGUGCUCCCAGCUCUUCCAGCUUCCAGCCGACUUCCUGGAGCACCAGGCCACCCACUUCCCUGCCCCAGUCCCCGAGUCAGAGGAGCCUGCUGUGCAUCCGGAGACCCUGACUCCGUCACCUGCAGAGGUGCCUGUGUCCCAGCCGGACACCCUGCCAUCCUCUGACCACAGUUACGAGUUGCGUAACGGUGAAGCCAUUGGGCGGGAUCGCCGGGGGCGCAAGGCCCGGAGGAACAACAGCGGAGAGCCAGGCGGGACAGCCACCCAGGAGCUCUUCUGCUCCGCGUGUGACCAGCUCUUUCUCUCUCCUCACCAGCUACAGCAGCAUCUGCGGAGUCACCGGGAGGGUGUCUUUAAAUGCCCUCUGUGCAGUCGUGUCUUCCCCAGCCCUUCCAGUCUAGACCAGCACCUUGGAGACCACAGCAGUGAGUCUCACUUCCUGUGUGUGGACUGUGGCCUGGCCUUUGGCACAGAGGCCCUGCUCCUGGCCCACCGGCGAGCCCAUACCCCGAAUCCUCUGCAUUCGUGUCCGUGUGGAAAGACCUUCGUCAACCUCACCAAGUUCCUGUAUCACCGGCGUACACAUGGGGCAGGGGGCGUCCCUUUGCCUACCACACCAGUCCCCCCGGAGGAGCCUGUCAUUGGGUUCCCCGAGCCAGCCGCGGCAGAGACUGGAGAGUCCGAGGCACCAGAGCCUCCCGCAACCGAAGAGAGCUCAGAAGGGCCAACUGCCCCAGGCACUUACCGCUGCCUCCUAUGCAGCCGGGAGUUCGGCAAGGCCUUGCAGCUGACCCGGCACCAACGUUUCGUGCAUCGGCUGGAGCGGCGCCACAAGUGUGGCAUCUGUGGCAAGAUGUUUAAGAAGAAGUCUCACGUGCGUAACCACCUGCGCACGCACACCGGCGAGCGGCCCUUCCCCUGUCCGGACUGCUCCAAGCCCUUCAACUCGCCUGCCAACCUGGCCCGCCACCGACUCACGCACACAGGGGAGCGGCCCUACCGGUGCGGGGACUGUGGCAAGGCCUUCACGCAGAGUUCCACACUGCGGCAGCAUCGCCUGGUGCACGCCCAGCACUUCCCCUACCGCUGCCAGGAGUGCGGGGUGCGCUUUCAUCGCCCCUACCGCCUGCUAAUGCACCGCUACCACCACACAGGCGAGUACCCCUACAAGUGUCGCGAGUGCCCCCGCUCCUUCCUGCUGCGCCGGCUGCUGGAGGUGCACCAGCUCGUGGCCCAUGCCGGGCGCCAGCCCCACCGCUGCCCAUCCUGUGGGGCCGCCUUCCCUUCCUCCCUGCGGCUCCGUGAGCAUCGCUGCGCCGCUGCUGCGGCCCAGGCUCCUCGGCGCUUCGAGUGCGGCACCUGUGGCAAGAAAGUGGGCUCGGCAGCCCGGUUGCAGGCGCAUGAGGCGGCCCAUGCAGCUGCUGGGCCGGGCGAGGUCCUGGCUAAGGAGCCCCCCGCCCCCCGGGUCCCCCGAGCCACUCGCACACCAGUCACCUCCCCGACCACCCUGGGGGGCGCGGCCCCCGCAGCUCCCACGGCCCCUGCCCGACGCCGAGGCCUGGAGUGCAGUGAGUGUAAGAAGCUGUUCAGCACAGAGACCUCGCUGCAGGUGCACCGGCGCAUCCACACAGGUGAGCGGCCAUACCCGUGUCCGGACUGCGGCAAGGCCUUCCGCCAGAGUACCCACCUGAAGGACCACCGGCGCCUGCACACAGGUGAGCGGCCCUUUGCCUGCGAAGUCUGCGGCAAGGCCUUCGCCAUCUCCAUGCGCUUGGCAGAACAUCGCCGCAUUCACACGGGGGAGCGGCCUUACUCCUGCCCUGACUGUGGCAAGAGCUACCGCUCCUUUUCCAACCUCUGGAAGCACCGUAAGACCCACCAGCAGCAGCAUCAGGCAGCCGUGCGGCAGCAGCUGGCUGAGGCCGAGGCCGCCGUUGGUCUGGCCGUCAUGGAGACUGCCGUGGAGGCACUGCCCCUGGUGGAGGCCAUUGAGAUCUACCCUCUGGCUGAGGCUGAGGGGGUCCAGAUCAGUGGCUGACCCUGCCCCCGCUUCCCUCUUUAGCAGCACCAGGCCCUGUUGCCGAAGAACUUCUCCAGCAUCCCUUUAAGUCUCUGUAGAUACUGUGCCCCUUCCACCUUUCCUAACCGCAGUGUAAGUUCUGUAACUGGAUUCUCUUUCCAAGGGGGUCGCUCUGGGGUCCUUGAUAUGCAUAAAAGGUGCCCCACCCCACCCCCACCUUCCACCUGUUAGUGCUGGUGGCCCCAAGGUGAAAAAUAAAGACUGAAUUGGACAUUUUA
This is a messenger RNA of Neogale vison (American mink), 3166 nucleotides long. It is a transcript of the gene ZNF574, whose product is annotated as zinc finger protein 574. Gene Ontology annotation, cellular component: nucleus. Bases 216 to 2906 code for a protein of 896 amino acids. Gene Ontology annotation, biological process: regulation of transcription by RNA polymerase II. NCBI's taxonomy places the organism in Eukaryota, Metazoa, Chordata, Mammalia, Carnivora, Mustelidae. Gene Ontology annotation, molecular function: RNA polymerase II transcription regulatory region sequence-specific DNA binding; DNA-binding transcription factor activity, RNA polymerase II-specific. The transcript is spliced from 2 exons. The record is from RefSeq and is a predicted model, not a curated record.